GCGUCGACAAUGGCGAAGAAGAGCUAUGACCUGUUGUUCAAACUUUUGCUGAUUGGAGAUUCCGGUGUUGGGAAGACUUGCAUACUCUUUAGAUUUUCAGAUGAUGCGUUCAACCACACGUUUAUUUCGACGAUAGGAAUCGACUUUAAGAUAAAAACGAUUGAACUUCGAGGGAAGAAAAUCAAACUACAGAUAUGGGACACGGCCGGCCAGGAACGAUUCCACACCAUCACCACGUCCUACUACCGGGGCGCCAUGGGCAUCAUGCUCGUGUACGACAUCACCAACCCGAAGAGUUUCGACAACAUCGCCAAGUGGUUGCGGAACAUUGACGACCAUGCGAACGAAGACGUAGAGAAGAUGAUAUUGGGGAACAAAUGCGACAUCGAAGACAAGAGGAUGAUCACGAAGGAGCGGGGCGAAUCGAUCGCGCGCGAGCACGGCAUCCGCUUCCUGGAGACGUCGGCCAAGGCCAACAUCAACAUCGAGCGCGCGUUCCUGGAGCUGGCCGAUGCCAUCCUGGCCAAGUCGCCCGGCCGUGACAACGUGGAGAUCCCCGACCGGUUCCCGCAGGAGAAACAGACUCACCACGCGGGCGGGAAGUGUUGCUGAGCCGGCGGACGUCCGCGAGCGAGCGAGCGAGCGAGCGAGAGCGUGCCGCCGCCCCUAGUCGACCCGCGCGCUCGGUCCGCGAGUGCAUUGUCUGUGAUGUGGGCGACGCCAGUGCCCCUGGCGGCCGCGGUCGGCACCGCCGGUGUUGGCGAGGGCCGCCAGAGCGGCGCCACCCGCCGUUCGAGAUUGUCCUGCUUGGUCGCGUUCCACUGCAAUAGUUGUCUGUUCGGGCGCUGCGUGGACGGCGCGUGCCGCCAUCGCGGAUCAUGGGACACUCCUGCUGCAGGAGCGAAAUCUAGCUUCUGGGCGGCGGCAGAGGGACGCGCAUCUCAGGAUCGGGCAUAGACUGUGCAUUUAAUGCCACGUGUACCGGACGGUAUCCCUGAGCAGCAUUCGUUGUAGGUAUUUGCUUUACGGUCGCUGGCGCGGUUCGUGCGCGCGCCGCGCCCGCCGCCGCCG
This is a messenger RNA of Pollicipes pollicipes, 1071 nucleotides long. RefSeq names its product ras-related protein Rab-10. Gene Ontology annotation, molecular function: GTPase activity; GTP binding. The transcript has 5 exons. Bases 10 to 612 code for a protein of 200 amino acids. The record is from RefSeq and is a predicted model, not a curated record. Lineage: Eukaryota; Metazoa; Arthropoda; Thecostraca; Pollicipedomorpha; Pollicipedidae.